This is a messenger RNA of Sebastes umbrosus (honeycomb rockfish), 3610 nucleotides long. RefSeq lists its product as uncharacterized. The record is from RefSeq and is a predicted model, not a curated record. The coding region runs from base 171 to 2591 and encodes 806 amino acids. The transcript has 12 exons. NCBI's taxonomy places the organism in Eukaryota, Metazoa, Chordata, Actinopteri, Perciformes, Sebastidae.
GGAGGCGGGGGGGGGCCCGGUGCCAUAGGUGUCGGCUGCUCAAGUGUCGCUGGCUGGCCGUGUGAAGAGAGAGCAGAGAACAGGAGAUCAACGGCUGAGGACGUAUCAGAUCACCUGGUGGAAAGACGCAUUCAGCUCCGUAUACCCGGACAAGACGACAGAAGGAAUCAAUGAGACGAAUGAGGAGAAACAGCGAGGCUCUCCUCCAGGAUCUCUUCUACAGGGGGGUGCACGGAGGAGACAGAGAUACUCCUAUCCCAGCUCAGCCUGGUAGAGAUGCUAAAAUGAUCCACUCCAUCGCCAGCCUGAUCAGAGCCAAGAGCAAACUCCUCGUCCUCGAGAACCCCGACACCGUGGAGAUCUACAAGCUGGAUGAUGCAACAGCCCGUCCUGGCAGAACUGGUAAAGACGGUGUUUACCUCCCAGCCAUCACAACGAAGGCAUCAAAUCUAAACUCAAUGAGAGGAUCUCUGAGUCAGUCCUGUCCUUACCUGUACGACAAGAGAAGAGGAUCCUUCUCCUCCGUUGCCUCUCAGAGAACUGGAGGUCUCCCUAAAAAAGAGAGUAACCUGAAGGCACGAAAAGAGGCAAAGAAAUCCAACGUCAGCGUGACAAUGACCUACCUCGGACAAGGUCGUCGGGGGUCAGGGUUGGGGUCGACUCAGGAUGAGCUCAAAGUACUCCAGCAAGUCAACGGAGGCGAGAAUAUCUGUGUCUUCAAAGGCGUGGUGACUCCAGGAGAGCAGUUCCAGUUCGUCUCUCAGCGACACAGAGGUUUCCCCUUCAGCGCCACCGUGUACGUCAAUGGCAUCAUGGUGGCCAGAAUCAGCUCCUGCUGCGAGUACCGCUACGCUCCAGGCUUCCAGCAGGGCAGGAAGAGCUGCUUCAGGUUGGCUUGGCUGGCUGGUGGGAUGCCCUGUUACAGAUGUACAAGUCUCCGAAACAAAUACAGCUCCUGCCAGCAGCUGAACAACGGCACAAAGGAGAACUUAAUUCUCCCUCCAGAGCGGAGCCCUGGCAACGGCACCGUCGAGUCAUGUCCAUCAUCCCCUCUGUUUAUCCCGGCCAAACCAGAGAAGAAAACAACGAGGAGGACAAGAAAGCAUGUCAAGGAAGGUGGCGGAGGAUCUACAGAUGGCGAAGACCCCGCUGUAGCUAAAGAGACCUCCAAGAAGAAGCGACGCAAGGGUCAAACUAAUCAGAAAGAGAGCAAAGGCAAGACAGCCGGACAUAAGAGGGAAGAGGGACAAGACGGCAAGCGCUCGGAGGUGUCGCAGAGGUCAACGGUGACAGAAAAAUGUGAAGACCGAGCAUCGUCUGCCAGACGAGAACAUAAGCAGCAGAAAACAACCAGCGAUGUCACAGAGCUGCAGCCGCGAUCAAACAAGACAAGCAAAGUUCUCGAUUCAUUGCAGGAUGAGGAGGCACUGACUAAGCAGAACAGAGAGAAACAGAAGGAGCUGGGAUCAAAUGGGAAAAACAGAGACGGGGAAAGACUGAAGGACUUCUAUGAAGAAUGUGUGGAAAUGAGCGCCGCGUUGGAGCAGCGCCCAAACAAACACAACUGGUUCAAGGCAAACAUCCUGGAGAGGUGCCGGCUCCAGAAGAGGCUGUCAUCGUGCCCCAAAGCUCCAGGCUCGGAUGUGGAGCGCAGCGCAGAAAGUGACACGGUCCUGCAGCCUGAUGGAGAGCCAGAGGAAGAGGAGGACACGGCCAGCCAGAGCGCUGGCAGAGAAGAGCCUGUUAAAGAACAAGACCUGCAGGCGCAGCUCGACGCCAUGAUGACGGUGCUGAGUACAUCCGACGAGGUGGAGCAGCUGGUGCUGAGGAACACGGACCUGACGGACGACCUUCUGCUGAGCCUGGCGGGGGCCCUGAAGAGCAGCCGGUCCGAGGUCACGCUGCUCAACCUCAACCUCAACCUCAUCGGCCCGUACGGCGCUCACAUCCUGCUGGACGUCCUGAGGGUGAAGCCUCAGGUCAGAGGCUUACACUUGUUUGGAAACAAACUGCGUGACCACGGCGUGCUGACCCUGCUAAAUGGCAUAGCUGAGCUGCAGGAGCAAACGGCGAGAGCUGCCGCCGCCAUCCAGCAGGCCAUGCUCCUCCCAUCGGAGCAGAACGUGCUCCUGCAGCUCCCCGCCGGGUGGAGCUCUUUCAGGGUUUUUGCUCUUCUGGAACUGGAUAUCGGGGGAAACGGCUUGAGCAGCGACGGGGUGAAAGUGUUAGCGUCAUACAUAAGGCACCACUCCCAUCUUCGGUACUUGGGGCUGGCGCAGACCAGCGGCGCCGAUCUGGCGGCGUGGAAGGAACUUUUCGACAGCCUGAAAGGAAGCAGCUCGCUGGCUCAGAUCAUCCUAGACGAGAACAACUUGGGAGACCCGGGGGUCAGGCUGCUGGCCGACAUGCUGAGAGAGAACGCCAGCGUGCGGCAGGUGGAUCUGGACAGGAACGGCGUCAGCGACGUGGGAGGAAACGACAUCAUGGGGGCACUGCUUUGUAGGACGCAGUUCCCGCUGACGCACCUGAGCCUUCAGGAGAACAACAUCAGUGCGGGACUAAUGAGUAGGAUACAGGAAGAGGUGAAAUAAAGUAAACCAUAAAAAACUACAUAAUAAACACUGAUUUGAGAAGAUUGUUUACAUUUUGAGGUAAGAGAGGGAAAAAACUGACUCAUUUGACUUGAUUGACCUUCAAACACACACACACACACACACAAAGACGUCUUCCUUCCUAUAAGUGGGUGGCCCCGCUGACAUGCUUAGUUUAGCCCAGGCAGGUAGUGUAGGAGGCUUGUUUGCUUUAGGGCUGCGCUGCGGUCUGGAUGCAUUUUCAAAGAGAUCUCAAUGAACUGAACCUUUCUUCUUUGUGGCGAGGUUUCGUCUUCACCUUCUUCCCACCAGCGUUACCUCUCCUGACUCCUACUUCGCUAAAAAACUGAUUCCUCUGUCGUUUUAUUGAAUCAUUUGCUGCCUCCUGACAAAAAAGAAACCAUGAUUCAUUCCUCCCACAGUAUUUACAGGUCAUGGAUGAUUUACCCACGACGACAACGACGACUCCCCCCCUUAGUACCUAUCAUCAGAUCCCCCUUCUCCACUUCUACAAAUCAAAAAGGGAGUUAAGGACAGCUAAGCUACGUCAACUACCCCCAUUUUGUCAUUUUUGUCUCUUCGUGUGCGAGAUAGAGCUUCUAUUCAGAAUGGAAAAAGUAGGGCAUCUGAAUUUCGAGGCCGUCAUCUCAUUGUUCUAUCAGUGCAGACAUUUUUUAGAAUAACUGUACCUGUGAUCAAAGCUUGUCAAAGUGGUAAUUAUCUUCUCCUCUCAGGGCUGCCAGUAGUGACUCUGCUGAAACCAAUCCCUCCGUAUUUCAUCUGCAGUUCUUUGCGAAUUCCUUUACUGUGGAGCCCCGAUAAAGACGCUCUCCGAAAGCCCGGGGAGGAUGACAGAUAAAUGAGACACCUGAAGAUUACAUCUGCACCAUCGUAUCAGACUGCUUCUAUUGUGGCAUUGUGGUGGCGCACGUUCAAAACCCUCCAGUUUGGGGUGUCUUAUUUUGUAAGGUCAGUCCUUUGUAUCUUUGCAGAUAAGAUUUUGUUAUCAGCACUAAAAA